Molecule: messenger RNA, 945 nt
Organism: Schistocerca serialis cubense
Lineage: Eukaryota; Metazoa; Arthropoda; Insecta; Orthoptera; Acrididae
Product: odorant receptor Or2-like
Exons: 5
Coding region: 1-945 (314 amino acids)
Biological process (GO): sensory perception of smell; detection of chemical stimulus involved in sensory perception of smell
Cellular component (GO): plasma membrane
Molecular function (GO): olfactory receptor activity; odorant binding
Source: RefSeq, a predicted model, not a curated record
AUGAAUGUUGCUCGCCCUCUCUGUGGACAGAUGGACAGUGACUUUGGCGAGUUCGUGACGCGACGUGACGCAACGCUGCUGCGCGUGCGCGGUCGCUCGCAGCGGCGCUUCGUGGGCGCCUACCUGUGCUUCGGCGUGGCCGCCGGCGUGGGCUGGGACGUGUUCCCCGUGGUCCGGUACGGCGUCAGCGGCGACGGCCUGCCCUUCCACAUGGCGCUGCCCUACAGCGUCGACCAGCCGCUCGCCUUCGCCGCCACGUGGUUCUACUGCUUCUGCAUGACCAUGCACGUGGCCGUCGUCACCAUGGUGUUCGACUCCUACAACAUCAGCCUCAUGGCGCACCUGCGCCAGCAGCUCAUUGUGCUCUCCAGUAACGUCCUUGCUCUGGCUGAAGAGGGACGUCACGAGUCGAUGUCUCUCGUGGAGUCCAGUCCGACCUCGAACUCGUCCGUACGUGUCGACAACGCUCGCAUUCGUUAUCGACUGCGGAGCAUCAUUCGCCACCACCAAGCUAUCAUCAGGAACGUCGAGUCACUAGAGAAGUGCUUGGGAGGCAUGUUACUUGGGCAGAGCCUAUCCAUUGGUGCCUCCAUCUGCUUUCAGCUGUUCCAGCUUGCCACAAGUGCGGAAAGCCUGGCAGAGGCCGGCAAGUUCGGCUGCUACCUGUCCGUCAUGCUGGCACAGCUAUUCGUCUACUGCUGGUUCGGAGACGAACUCAUCACAGAGAGCGAGAAUGUUAGCACGGUGGUCUACUCGACAGUGACGUCACUGCAGGGAUACCCCGUGUCUCUGAAGCGGUCUCUGCUCCUCAUGAUGACGCGCGCUCAGCGCCCUCUUCACAUUACGGCUGCAGGGUUCUUCGAUCUCUCCAGGGAGUCUUUUGUGAAGGUUUUAAAUGUAUCUUACUCAUUCUUCGCCAUUCUUCGGAAUUUCAAGGAAGAGUAG